Molecule: messenger RNA, 3335 nt
Organism: Emiliania huxleyi CCMP1516
Lineage: Eukaryota; Haptophyta; Isochrysidales; Noelaerhabdaceae
Exons: 6
Coding region: 52-3051 (999 amino acids)
Biological process (GO): proteasome-mediated ubiquitin-dependent protein catabolic process; regulation of protein catabolic process
Cellular component (GO): proteasome storage granule; nucleus; proteasome complex
Molecular function (GO): enzyme regulator activity
Source: RefSeq, a predicted model, not a curated record
CGCCGCUCUCUCCAAUCGCAGCCCCACCUUCGCCGACCCGCCGCUCCGACCAUGGCGACCGCCGUGCUGCCGGCGCCCGCGCCGCUGACCUCGUCGGUCGGGCUGCUCGCGAUGCUCGAGGAGAGCGAGACGCAGAUCAAGGUGCACGCGCUGCAAAAGCUCGAGCGCGUGGUGCCCGACUUUUGGGCCGAGAUCUCCGAGUCCCUUCCCGACAUCGAGGCGCUCUACGAGGACGAGGCCUUCCCGCAGCGGCGCCUCGCCGCACUCGUCGCCUCCAAGGUGUACUACUACCUCGGCGAGUACGCGGACGCGCUCGUCUUUGCGCUCGGCGCCGAGACGCUCUUCAAUGUUGACGAGGGCUCCGAGUACGUCGACACGCUGCUCGCAAAGGCGAUUGACGAGUACUGCAAGCAGCACCAGCAGCGGUACGAGGCGGCCACGGGGUCGCAGGAGGAGGGCGGGUCGAGCACGGCGGCAGAGGCGCCGAUCGACCGCCGGCUCAUCGACCUCGUCGAUCGGAUGGUCGAGUCUUCGCUCGAGCGGCGCGCGUACCAGAUGGUGAUGGGGCUGGCGCUCGAGGCGCGCCGCACCGACCUCAUCGAGCGGAUCAUCCUGCUGUGCGACGCGAAGCCGGGCGAGCUCGAGCACGACGCCUCGACGAUCAAGAUGCUCGAGUACUGCUUCGGCCUCUUCUCCUCCGCCGUCGUGCCACGCUCCUUCCGCGCCACCCUCAUCGCCCUGCUCGUCACCAUCUACCGCGGCCUGCCCGCGCCAGAGUACCUCGGCCUCGCGCGCUGCUUGGCGCAGGCGGGCGACGCGGCGGGCGUCGCCGCGAUCCUGUCGCAGCUCAUCGAGAGCGAGAGCGCCGAGGCGCGCCUCGCCGCCUUCCAGAUCUCCUUCGACCUCGUCGACAACUGCACACAGGCCUUUCUCAAGCUCGCGCACGCCAACCUCCAGCUCAUCCUCUCGGGCGAGGCGUCGAUCGGGCUGAGCCUCGAGUUCCUCGUCCGCUCAAACAAGACCGACACCCUGAUCCUGACCGGGAUGAAGAAGGCGGCCGACCAGCGCAACUCGCUCUGCCACUCGGCGAUCGUCCUCGCGCACUCGCUCAUGAACGCGGGCACCACCGCCGACUCGUUCCUCCGCGACAACCUCGAGUGGCUCUCGCGCGCCACCAACUGGGCAAAGUUCUCCGCGACCGCCACGCUCGGCGUCAUCCACCGCGGCCACGUCAAGCAGGCGCUCUCGCUGCUGGCGCCGUACCUGCCGCAGGCGGGCAUGUCCGCCUCGCCGUACUCGGAGGGCGGCGCCCUCUUCGCACUCGGCAUCAUCCACGCGAACCACGGCCACUCCAUCCGCGCCUACCUGCUCGACGCGCUGCGCAGCGCCGGCACCAACGAGGUCGUGCAGCAUGGCUGCGCGCUGGGGAUCGGCAUCUCGAUGAUGGGCUCCGAGGACGAGGACCUCUACGAGGAGCUCAAGGGCGUCCUCUUCAACGACUCGGCCGUCGCGGGCGAGGCGGCCGCCCUCGCGAUGGGACUGCUCAUGCUCGGCUCGGCGUCGCCAAAGGCGCGGCCUCGAGGGGCCGCCCGCGCAGCGCGACCGCGCGACCGCCUCGCGUCACACGGGGUCCAUGCGCCUCAGGCGAUUGAGGAGAUGCUCGGGUACGCGCACGACACGGCGCACGAGAAGAUCAUCCGCGGGCUCGCGAUCGGCAUCGCCCUCUGCAUGUACGGGCGCGAGGAGGAGGCGGACCCGCUCGUGACGACGCUGCUGCACGAGCAGGAGCGAGAGCCGCUCGCACACACGCCGCCUCUCGACCCGAUCCUGCGCUACGGCGCCAUGUACACGAUCGCGUUUGCGUUUGCCGCGACCGGCUCCAACGCGGCGCUGCGAAAGUGCCUGCACGUGGCCGUGUCGGACGUGUCGGACGACGUGCGCCGCGCCGCCGUCAUCGCCAUCGGCUUCGUGCUCGCCAACACGCCCGCGCAGUGCCCGCGCGUCGUCAAGCUGCUCGCCGAGUCGUACAACCCGCACGUGCGGUACGGCUCCGCCUUCGCGGUCGGCAUCUCGUGCGCGGGGUCCGGCUCCAAGGAGGCGCUCGAGCUGCUCACGCCCAUGCUCUCCGACCCCGUCGACUACGUGCGGCAGGGCGCGCUCCUCGCCUCGUCGAUGGUGCUCAUGCAGAGCGCAGACCACAAGGCGGACUCGAAGCUCUCGAAGCACCGCGAGGACCUGCGCAAGGUGGUCGGCGACAAGCACGAGGACACGAUGACCAAGUUUGGCGCCAUCGUCGCCACGGGCCUCCUCGACGCGGGCGGCCGCAACGUGACCAUCGGCCUCACCUCGCGCACGGGCAACAAGAUCAUGCCCGCCAUCGUCGGCAUGGGCAUCUUCUCGCACUUUUGGUUUUGGCACCCGCUCCUCCUCUUCGUCUCGCUCGCCUUCACGCCAACCGCCGCCAUCGGCCUCAACGCCGACCUGCGCAUGCCGCAGUGGCGCUUCAAGUCGGGCGCGCCGCCCUCCGCCUUCGCCUACCCGCCGCCAACCUCUAACGAGAAGAAGGAGGUCGCGUCGACGGUCGCGACCGCCUCGCUCUCGACGACGGCAAAGGCCGCCAAGAUCGACAAGGCGAAGAAGGCGGAGGCCGAGGCGGCGGAGAAGGCCAAGGCGGCGGAGCGCGCCGAGGAGGAGCGGGCGCUGGUGGGCGAGGUGCGGGAGGCGCACGCGCGGGGAGACAUCUCGACCGCGGCGGUGGCGGCGGUGCUCAAGCUGCAGCCCGACAAGGCGGACGAGGCCGAGUUCGACUUUGAGGUGCUCGAGAACCCGUCGCGCGUGCUUCGCUCGCAGGAGCGCUUCUGCUCGCUGCUGCCGGCGUCGAGGUACGAGCCCGUCGCCAAGGGUCGCACGUCCGGGGUCAUCAUGCUCAAGGACACGGCGCCCGACGCGGAGGAGGAGCUGCUGCCGCUGCCGGCGGCGCUCGCCGCGGCGAGCGAGGGGGCGGAGGAGGAGGAGCCGGCGCCGCCAGAGCCGUUUGAGCUCCCCGCCUGAUGAGGGAGCCGCCCGGAGAGUACCAUGGACGUGUCGGGGAUCUCUCCUCGCGCGGGACCGCCAUCCGGCCGUUUUGGUGCGGGACGGGGACGUGGGCGCACCUCCCCGCUCGCAAUAUGCUUGCGCGCGGGCCCUGUGCCGGCAAGCGGGGGGCAACUGAGCUAGUGCAUACGGCGCCCCCGCCGCCUGGGAGAUGUUAUGUGACGCGAGCACCUAGACACUAAAAUCAUCUGACAAGUCUCAAGAGUCAAGUGAGCAGGCGAAAAAUAAGAUAUAUUUAAUUC